Owenia fusiformis is the source of this 2189-nucleotide messenger RNA. The record is from the annotation of a GenBank genome assembly. NCBI's taxonomy places the organism in Eukaryota, Metazoa, Annelida, Polychaeta, Sabellida, Oweniidae.
UUUUUCCUAUUCAGAAACAAAUAUUAGGUUAUUCAUGAAAUAAAAUGUAUUCAUUGUCGAAUGAACGAACAUGCAUUUAUUCAGUCCGUAUUUAACGUUUACUUCCCUUUUAAAUUUGCGGCAAGAAAUCAAAAACUGAAAAUAUGACAAGUAAGGUUAGAACAUACAUUCCCGAAUGGGAAACAGAGUUUGAUUGGUUAUAUCCAGUCAGGAAAGAAAACUCAAAUAUUAUUAUCGGAAUGAAGUGUGUCAUUUGUACGCGAUGUUCCAAAGGAAACAAAUUCGCCCAAGAAACAGGAUGUGCAGAAUUCCAACAUUCUUCAUUAACAAGGCAUGCCACCUCAAAACAACACAAUGAUGCCAAAAGUGCUAUGAGGAUGUCAGAGACAUUCCACAAAUCGAGAGAUACAGCUCAGAAACUCUCCAAUGAUAGCAUGAAACGUGUAAAGUUAGUGGCUGGAGAGAUGGGCUCAAGAUCAUACAAUCCGAUGUUGAGAAGUAUGAUACAAGAUGCCAUAUUGAAACUAUGUACCCAGAACAUGAUAUUCUCUAAGUCACUUGAAAUAGAUGGUAUUAUUUGUGUAUCCCAGGGGGAAGAGCUCCCAGAUCUUGUUGUGAAAAUGCACCGAACUAUUGUCAAACCUCCUUCCAAGGGAGAAACAUGGACAGGAUGUUAUACUGAUGCCUCACAAGUGCUAGCAUACCCUCCAACAAACACUACAUCACAUUUAGAUACUUCAUAUCGAGGAUCAGAUGUGUCACUUUCUCCUACAUCUAAAGAUCAAAAUGGAGGGGCUAAACUAUGGAAGGGAAAUACAUUUACUACAGAUCAUGACCCGACUCAAGUUCAACAUAAGGCAUAUGAGCAAACAUUGCCAGAAGCUACCCAAGUGACACCUGGUGACAAAGUUGGCAAUCACCAUGAAAACAGCAAUGUGAAAUCUCAACAGUUCAGUAGUGGAAGGAAACGUUCAAGAGACAUCAAUGAGGCCAGAAAUGAAGGCCCUCCAGAAAAACAAUUAAUUCGAAAUAUUAAAGAAGAACCAAUAACUCUUGAUCUCAAUGAUGAUGAUAAUAACACUGGAGAGUAUGGUGAUGAUAAAGAGGAUGAUAUCGGGGACAUUAGCACAAUUACAGGUGCAACCUCGAAUCCAGAUGAUACAACUGACAAUGCAGAAAAUUUCGUGACAAAAGAGAAACAAGAUACUGAAGAUUCUGCUAUGAUGAAACGAGAACUUCUUAAACUAAAGGCAAAUUAUUCAGAAGCUUUAGCAAAGUUGGCACGUGUCUCAGAAGGCAUUGGUUCUGUAGAACCUGUUCAGCCACAUGAGGUUCUGAGUCGCCCAAAUGAGGGCAUUUUGGAUCCGGUCAUUGCUGCUAACCAUGGUAUGAUUGAAUUGGUCCCACAUUCCUGUAUUUACAUCUACCCAAAGACAAGUCAUAAGUUGUCUACACUGAACAAUGGAGAACAAGGUGCCAGAACACUAAUGAAUGCUCUCUUCACUAAAGAAGAAAGGAUAAAUGGAACAACUGCAGACAACUCUGCUAAUUAUUCACAACUUGACCCGAUUAAAAUCCAAGCAAUCGUUGAUUUCUGCCAAGCAAAUUACAUGGAAAAAACUAAAAUAAGCCAUCUUAGAAAGACGAUUUCAAACAAAUGUACAUCUGAGAGAGAUUAUGAUCGAAAAUCAAGAAAAAAAUAGAACCACAUUCAGAUUUUUAGAGAAAACCACUGACUGUGUAAUAUGUUUCCAGACUACACAUCCUACUUAAUGAACUGGAAAACGAAGCCUUGUUAGCUAAAAGGACUGUUUCUGCUAAAUGAAUAGCAAAUAGAAGAUUGCUAUUUUAUGAAGAUUAAAUAAAUGUAAUCUAUGUUUGAGGAUUUUUCUAUCAACAUCCACUGAGAAAACUUGAGUAACCAAGCUGAAAGCAGUAUUUUCCAUCAAUGUAUCAUGCAUGCACACUCUGUAAUCUUUUUGCAGAAUUCUGCCAAAAGAAGUACAAUGAAAAAACAAAGCAAAGUGACCUAAGAAGAAGUAUUGCCAGCAAAUGUACUGCAGAAAGAACUUAUGAAUUGAAAAAAAAUAAAAAAGAGUGACAUUCUUUUCUCAUUUGCUCUGUAGAAGAAAGUAUUGUGGACACUUGUACUGCAGAAAUAAAUUAUUAUCUGAAAAUAAAAAUAAAAA